Molecule: messenger RNA, 2371 nt
Organism: Dacryopinax primogenitus
Lineage: Eukaryota; Fungi; Basidiomycota; Dacrymycetes; Dacrymycetales; Dacrymycetaceae
Exons: 21
Coding region: 20-2335 (771 amino acids)
Source: RefSeq, a predicted model, not a curated record
UCCCGUGUAUCCGACCAUCAUGGCGAUCCGCAGAGACGUGUGUCACUAUCUUGACACCUCCCUAACAUAUGAACAAUUGUUGGCUCCCGACCUCACUUAUUCCCUCGUCCGACCGCUAGCGAAUAAAUAUGCUCGACUGAAAAAUAUUGCUGUGCCAUUCUGUUUUCUCAUCAAUCGAGUGCACUUCUUGCGAGAUCAAAACUUCAGCACCCGAGCAGUUUCAUUCUCUCGAGCCAGCCUUUGCGAGCUGCUCGCCAUCAGAACACUGCGUGAAUGGGCAGAUCCCAUGGAUCUGGCCACAGUCCUGGUAACAAGCUUUGACUUGUUUAAUGGAGCGAGCUCGGAAAUUAUUACUGCGGCAAUCAGUGAUGGAGACGAGGACGACCUUCAAGACCGAGUGGGUAAUGCUAUUGAAAUAGCUAUUAUAUCACAAGCGAAGCGAUUCAUCAAAUCCUCGGCUUGUCAGAAGGUAAUCAAUGCCAUUUGGCGAGGGGAAAUCGUGUAUCAGGCGGAGAGUGCGCACGCAAUGAUAGCCGACACGUACAAGAGGCGACCCAUCUAUUUCUAUGAUUAUCGAAAGGCCCCUCUGUUAGAUCACUACAGGUUAAAGGUACCAGCCGUACGAUCAGUUCUGGAAUACAUGAACUUUGUGAUUCUUUUCGUAUUAUUCAUCAUCGCACUUGAGGGCGCGGAGAUAGACCAUUUUAAUGGGUAUGAGGCGUGCUUUAUGGUAUAUGCUGCUGGCUUCACGCUGGAAAAGCUUGCUGCCAUGCAAGAACAUGGACUUAAGAUGUUUUCGGCCAAUCUGUGGAAUUUCUUCGAUCUUGCUUUUAUGACGAUAUACAUAUGCUACGCUGCCCUGAGAGUCCAUGGACUGCGACAUGAACUCACAUGGGCAAAGAGCCUUGGUAUCGAUUUGCUUGCGAUCGCCGCAUGCAUUAUUUUCCCAAGGCUCGCCUUUGCGACCCUCUCUAACAACCUCAUGAUUCUUUCUCUGCGCUCGAUGCUACUGGAAUUUACACUUCUUAUGCUUGUAGCGGCAUUCUGUUUUGGGGGGUUUUUAUAUGCUUUGUGGACUUUGGGUCGUGGAAGGUUUUCGUCUGGCCAGGUUGCGUGGUGGAUGCUGGAUAUUUGGUUUGGCCUAGAUGCAACAGGGUUUGACAAGUCCUCGUCAUUCCAUCCCGUUUUCGGCCCCAUCUUGAUCGUGUUCUACGCUUGCCUUAGCAAUACCUUGCUGUUGACAGUGCUCGUUUCUAUCCUUUCUAACACCUUUGCGACAAUAAAUGCGGAUGCCCUGGCGGAGUCACUGUUCAGAAGGGCAGUGACCACUGUGGAGGGGGUGAAAGUAGACGCACUCUUCUCCUACUUGCCCCCCCUAAACUUGAUUGCAUUCAUAAUCAUGUUCCCGGCAUCUUGUGUUCUAACCCCACGGUGGUUCCACAAGCUCAACGUCACGGCCAUCCGUAUAACAUCCUUCCCCAUUCUUCUCGCAAUUGCGUUCUAUGAGCGUCAAAUCGCACCAUCACGCCAAUCGCCUACAUUUUUGGAUCGGGCCACUCAGGCCGCAUUCCGAAUGGUAGAAAAUAUGCCUCGUCGCCUGAAGAGAUUCAGUUUGUUUGAGGGCUUUGCUGGACCCGCAGCAGAUAUCGAUGCGAUCUUUGAAAUUCAGGACCGCAUCACUCAAGCUGCAGAUGCGAAGCAGACAUCAAUUGAAGACACUCCCCCUGAAACGAUUGAUUCUCGGAGUAGUCCUCGAGGAGCUCGGGCGACGACGCUUUCGCGGGAGGAACCGGGCCCAACUACCUCUCCUGCUCAAGGAACAGGCCUAAUCUUGGGGACAACAGAACACUCUAGAACACUCUACGAAACAUCCGUCGAUUCUACAAUGCGUCGUCGGCGUCAUUCCGAAGUUCCCCGCGGAUCCAGAGCGGCGAUGCGAGCACUUCUUUCGGACCCCGUUCCCCCUAGUUUCACGCCUCUUAUGCGUCUCUUUCAGCCAGUCGUCGAAGAGGAUAAUAUCCCCCCAGCUGAGAACCGAUCACCGUCAGGCCGCUGUGCCUCGUCACGCAAGGAACGAGAUCUUUAUGAAAGGACCCGAUCAAGUAGCACUGCACGUCCACGGCGUCACGCCUCGGAGGAUUAUUCUCACCCGUCCGACCAGGAGUUACGUGAGCCUCAAGCUGUGCGAGAUAUCCAAGAAACUGAGGAGCAGAAUGAGCCCAGUUCAUGGCUGGACGAGGGCGUGAAAAAUCGGCUAGAGAGAAUGGAGGCACAGCAGGCGCGAUUGGAAGAGCUUUUGAUGGAGAUCGCAGGUAGCGUUAGACUAACCCGCUAGAUUAUACACCUAUAUGCCUAAAUUUCCUUGAAUCCC